AACAAUUAUAUCCUGAAGUUUGAUUCUCCCUUACAGCCAUGUGAACGCUGACUUUGUCUUGACAUUGACGUGUUGCUCCACUCAUUCUCGUACUAACAAUAAAUAAUGCUAAUUUAGUAUUUCAAGUGAAUGGGUCUAAAUUAUAUUUGUUGUCACAUCCUCUAUAUAAAAAAUCGGAAUACAUAGCUGAAGAAAAGGCUUCCAACAGGUGGGUGGGAAAAUCCUCUUCUACAUUCUGCUGCAACAUGGAAGAGAUGAAUUUGUCAAUGUUGCAUGCUUUCACCAAGUCCCUUGCUAUGACAGUGCUUUCUGAAGCUGGUGAUCGCACAUUUUGUAUUUCUGCUAUCUUGGCCAUGCGCUAUCCGAGGAGGAGUGUGUUUCUGGGAUGCCUGUUCUCUGAUAUAGCAAUGACUAUAGUCUCUGCACUAAUCGGUUGGGCUGCUCCUAAUCUGAUUUCUAAGACUUUGACUCAUCACAUAACAACCUUUCUCUUCUUUGUCUUUGGACUCCAAUCUCUCUGGGGAGGACUCACUGAAGAUGAUGAUGACAAUGAAGAAUUGACUGAAGUUGAAAAGGAACUGGAUGCCGAUUUGAAGGCUAAUACUGAGAAAUCUAAAGCAGCCUCCACAGGAGAUGAGGAUCUGAAGAAGCACCAGAAGCCAAUUCUCACUCAUUUCUUCACACCUGUAUUUUUGAAGGCCUUUUCCCUAACAUUUUUUGCCGAGUGGGGUGACAAAAGCCAGUUAGCUACAAUUGGAUUGGCAGCACAUGAGAAUACUCUAGGAGUUGUUCUUGGAGGAAUAACCGGACAAGCAAUUUGUGUAGUGGCAGCUGUUCUUGGAGGAAAGACCUUAGCAUCAAGGAUUUCUGAGAGACUGGUCACUGUUUUAAGUGGAGGUCUCUUUCUGGUUUUUGGUAUCACUAGUUAUCUUUCUCCUCCUGCCUGAUCCUCUCUAUUCCCUCUUAAGUGCCGCAAAGAACUUCCUUCUGGGUUCAGAUCAGUCUCAAAAGGGGAAAUAAGCUAAACCAUUCAUUUCUUUAUUUACUUGGUCUGAAUUAUACAUCUGAAAUUCUUGUGUGCUCUGGCUAAGUGACUGAUUCUCAUUAUGCUUUUCAGUUUUUAGCGAGCAAUUUUAAAUAUGUUGGAAUUGGCCACCACUUUGUUUA
Messenger RNA from Mangifera indica (mango), 1167 nucleotides. RefSeq names its product GDT1-like protein 5. Gene Ontology annotation, molecular function: manganese ion transmembrane transporter activity; calcium ion transmembrane transporter activity. Gene Ontology annotation, cellular component: Golgi apparatus. Bases 246 to 947 code for a protein of 233 amino acids. NCBI's taxonomy places the organism in Eukaryota, Viridiplantae, Streptophyta, Magnoliopsida, Sapindales, Anacardiaceae. Gene Ontology annotation, biological process: Golgi calcium ion transport; calcium ion transmembrane transport; manganese ion transmembrane transport. The record is from RefSeq and is a predicted model, not a curated record. The transcript has 12 exons.